This is a messenger RNA of Saprolegnia diclina VS20, 2587 nucleotides long. RefSeq lists its product as hypothetical. Gene Ontology annotation, cellular component: membrane. The coding region runs from base 57 to 2561 and encodes 834 amino acids. Lineage: Eukaryota; Oomycota; Saprolegniomycetes; Saprolegniales; Saprolegniaceae. The transcript is spliced from 10 exons. The record is from RefSeq and is a predicted model, not a curated record.
AGUGCCACGAAAAGCUCACUUUGCCCUUGACGUGGGACGUGGGCUCAUUUGCAAAGAUGAACGAGAAGACGUCGCUCCUCCGCACGUCCGUGUCAGCUGAGCACCUCGCAGCGAUGGCCGACGAGGACAUCGUCCUCACCAUGCCCCAAGUGCGGUCCGCGCCAGACAUGGCGGCCAUGCAACAGAACCGCAGGACCGAAAAGGCGCUCUUCAAGACGCCGCCGCUUCGCAUGGACUACGACCAUCACGAUAUCUCCAUGUGCACAUCGCCGCUCGAGCGCUCGAUGCACGGCACGGCGCUGCAUCGGGAGCCAAGCAUGCGCGAAGAGAAGGUUACGGCCAUGUCUGUGGUCAAGUCGCUGCCGAGUGUCCUCAUCGCCGUGCUCCUGAACCUUAUGAUUUGCAUUCCGUUCGGGCUUUCGUUUUUUCCUCUCGAGUGGGACGAGAUGCCGGCGCCCCGCGCGAUCGGCAUUCAAAUGUUCCUCCUCACGACCGUGCUUUGUCAGUUCAUCUUUGCGGCGCGAAGCUCGUUUGAUUGCUCCGUGGGCAUGAUGAUGGUCGAGAAUGUUCCGUUCAUGCACACGCUGUCCAUGUCGAUUCUCAACCAAGUCGGUAUGGAUUCGCCCAAGGCGCUGCCCACCAUUCUCGUGACGUAUGCGCUUUCGACGAUCAUUGUCGGAAUUCUCUUUUACGCGUUGGGCCACUUUCGUCUCGGCUCUAUCGUAUACCUCUUCCCCAAGCACAUCAUCAUCGGCGCCAUUGGCGGCAUUGGGGCCUUCGUCGUGCAGAGCGGGAUCCAAAACGCGACCGGCGUUUCGUUCGAGUGGACGUACGUCGGUUUGGUGCGUCUCGUCCAAAACGAUAUCGUCUGGCUUUGGAUCGUAUCGGUCAUCCUCGUCUUUGCCCUCGGCGUUCUUCUCCGUUUCAACAAGUCGCCUCUCUGCUCGCCCUUCUUCUUCGUGUCCAUUCCGCCGCUCUUUUACGUUGUCCUGCUCCUCUGCGGUAUUCCAGCUGAGACGGCCCGCGCAAACGGCUGGUUCUUUGACAAGCCGCCCCAAGUGCCCUUCUACGCCCUUUGGACGUACUAUGACUUCUCGCUCGUCGAAUGGUCCGUUAUCCCCAAGCAAAUGGGCACGCUCGUGGGCCUUAGUCUCUUCUCGCUCAUGCACGUUCCGAUCAACAUUCCGUCCUUGAGUCUCACGACGGGCCUUGAAGUCGACAUCAAUGAAGAGCUCAAGGCCCACGGCAUCUCCAACACGCUUGGCGGAGCGUGCGGCAGUGUACAAAACUACCUUUGCUACUCGACGUCUGCGCUCUACUACAAGUGCGGCGGCGGCGGUCGCAUCCAGUCGUUCUUGAUCGGCGCCAUUCUGAGCAUCUUUUUCUUCACUGGCCCAAGCGCCGUGGCAUACGUGCCCCGGUGCAUGGCCGGCUGCCUCAUGAUUCACGUUGGUCUCGACUUGUGCAAGGAAGCCGUCGUCGACACGUAUCACGAGCUCGAUCUCUUCGAGUACACGAAUGUCUGGAUUAUCGCCCUCACGAUGACCUUUUGGGGCAUGAACGAAGGCCUGGCGGUGGGAGCGCUUCUCGCGUGCAUUACAUUUGUGGUACAGAGCGCGCCGGCAGGCCCCUUGCGGGGCAGUAUGUCGGCGGCGACGCUGCGUAGCACGGCGUGGCGCUCGACAGCAGACUUGGAGAUACUCGAUUGCAUGAUGCGCAACGUCCACGUCGUCCAGCUCAAGGGCCACUUGUUUUUUGGUAACAUCCACAAACUCUCCGAGUACGUGGCCAAAAUCCUCGAUGAUUCGCCGCAUCUGGAGUACCUCGUCGUGGAUUUCACACUGGUCGUCGCACUCGACUCGUCUGCUGCCGAUCGCUUGACGAAGCUCAAGCACGUCUGCGCGGCCCAUGACGUGCAUCUCGUCUUCACUGCCAUUCCUGCGGCCUACGAACGCUUCAAGACCUCGAUGGUGGCGUCUUUUGGCACGUCCAAGUCGCGCUGCCGCUUCUACGCGGCCAACGAUCUCAAUGGCGCCAUCGAGUGGUGCGAAAACAGCCUUUUGCAGCAAUACAAGAUUCUGCACACGCCCGUGUCGCUCUCGCCGCAGCCCGAGAAGCCGGCGUUCAUUUCGCGCCUGGAGGUGCUCUGCCCGCACGAGUCACCGGAUGUCAUUCUCUCGCUCCUCGGGUACUUCGAGCGUCAAGUACUCGAAGCCGGCACUUGCGUGUGGCGUCAGGGCGAUUCCUCCAACUCGUCCAUGAUCUUGGCCGAGGGUCGACUUCAGGCAAUCGUCGAAGAGGAAGCCGGCACGACGGAGGACAUUCCGGUGGGUGCGUUGAUCGGCGAGCUCUGUCUCUUGACAGGUGAGAAGCGCAAGACGUCGAUGUACGCGACGGAACCGAGUAUCGUGUACGUCUUGACGCUGCAAAAGUUUCAAGAGAUGCUCCAGAAGGACAGCUAUCUGGCGUUCCUCUUCCAGGGGAUCGCGCUGCGCUAUGUGUCGCUGCGCUUGCAGUACGUUGGCAACCGUAUCUGGGAAUCCAAGUGCAUCCCCAUCUAAUACUAAUGCACGCGCUGUCUCGUUGA